Paramormyrops kingsleyae is the source of this 5244-nucleotide messenger RNA. It is a transcript of the gene rapgef1b, whose product is annotated as Rap guanine nucleotide exchange factor (GEF) 1b. Gene Ontology annotation, molecular function: guanyl-nucleotide exchange factor activity. Lineage: Eukaryota; Metazoa; Chordata; Actinopteri; Osteoglossiformes; Mormyridae. The record is from RefSeq and is a predicted model, not a curated record. Gene Ontology annotation, biological process: Ras protein signal transduction. Gene Ontology annotation, cellular component: plasma membrane.
AAAGCAAAAGCACUAAAGGCAGCUCAUACUGAAGCAGGAGUCGCUUUCCAGGCUGCACUGUCACUUUUACAUUAUUUUUUUUUGCAUGGACUCUGAGCUUUAUGAAGCUCUUGAGGCUCAUUUCGCAUCUGUACCCGUGAAUACGAGAGCUGACGGUGUGAUUUGCGCGCUUUACUUUGCUCCACGUCUCUGCAGUGCGGAGCUCUUCAAAUCAAAAUACUGUUGCCUCACAUUCGGUGGUAUGAGGAUUUCCGCAACCAUAGGAAUGCCAAGAGCGUUCCCUGUGCUUUAAGGCAUGUGAGGAAUGCAUCUGACCAGCCCCAAGGGGCUGAAAUCGAAACCCCCUGAGAUAUGGAUGCAUGGUCUGAAUUUUGCCGAGUGAGACUGACCUGAGCUUUGAAUUGCUACAACUGAGAACAUCUGGCUGACAUUCAGGAUUGCAGCAGUGACUCGGAAGGGGCUUAUAAGGCCCCGAAUGAGCUGGGAUUUUAUUUUCGGGCUGCUUCUCAGGACCCUAUGAGACGCUCAUCCCCUGGACCUGCUGCACUGUCUUGUAUGGACAGAGAAAGAAUUUUGUCUCUGUGGGACUCCAACCGCUCCCAUCUUUCCUCCUUCACCAUGAAGCUGAUGGACAAGUUCCACUCUCCCAAGAUUAAGAGGACGCCGUCGAAGAAGGGGAAGCAGCCGGAAGCGGCGGUGAAGGCAGCGGAGAAGCCGGCUAAUAAGAAGGUCAGCCGGCUAGAGGAGAAUGAGAAGGAGGUGGUCAGCGCCCUGCGCUACUUCAAGACCAUCGUCGACAAGAUGGCGGUGGACAAAAAGGUCCUGGAGAUGCUGCCGGGCUCUGCCAGCAAAGUGCUGGAGGCCAUCUUGCCGCUGGUCCAGGUGGAACCAAGGAUCCAGCACAGCUCGGCCGUGACCUCCUGCCUCAACCGUGUGUACCAGAGCUUGGCCAACCUCAUCCGCUGGUCCGACCAGGUCAUGUUGGAGGGCGUCAACCAGGAGGACAAGGAAGCCAUUAGCACAGUUACCACUGUCAUUAAAGCAGUGCUGGAUGGGGUCAAGGAGCUGGUGAAGCUGACCAUAGAGAAGCAGGAGCAGCCCUCCCCAGCGUCCCCCGUCAAGCCGGCGCCGCCCGUCACCGUGUCGGAGAGCACCCCAGAGCUGCCCCUUAACGACCGGGAGAAGGAAAUCCUGACCAAGACGGCAGCUGUGACGCAGCCCAUGGAGACCCUGGCGGACGAGGCUGACGAGGAGGUGGCCCCCCCCAAGCCUCCUCUGCCUGGGCUGAAGGUUCCAGACCACAGCCCCCCAGCCCUUCCGCCGAAAAAGCGCCAGUCUGCCCCUUCCCCUACCAGGGUCGCUGUGGUCGCCCCCAUGAGUCGGACCACAAGUGGCACCAGCCUUCCUGUCGGCAUCAACAAGCAGGAUUACGACAUCGAGUACCUGCAGCGGCGCUUCUCCGGGGGCAGCCACUCGUUCUGCGGCGAGUCCCCACACCUCUCCCCCUGCAGCAGCAUGGGCAAACUCAGCAAGUCCGACGAGCAGCUGUCGUCGCUGGAGCAGGACAGUGGGCAGUGCUCACGCAACACCAGCUGUGAGACCCUGGACAACACGGAGAGCUACGACCCCGACUACGACUUCCUGCACCAGGACUUGUCCAACGCAGAGCACCUCCCAGCGGGGGGGUGCCUGAGUCCCCUGCCAGAGAGCCACAGCGAGUCGCCCCCGCCCGGCUUUGCGCCUCAGGCUCCACAGCUUGGUUACAGCGUCCCACCCAGCCCACAGCUUCCCCUUCAGGGUCCAGGUGGGGGCGCUCCGCCCGCGCUGCCCCAGAAGAAACGUCGUAGCACCUCACAGGCCUCGGGCGCCCUGGACGGCUCGGGGAUGCGGGCCUCCUACGAGCGCCACCCAUCACACUACGACAACAUCUCCGAGGAGGACCUGCAGUCGGUGCCGCCCUUCCCGCUCUUCACGCCCGGCUCGCCCAUGCCCCAGAGCAACGGCGGGGGCUACCUGCCCGAAUUCAUCUCCGGCGAGACCGGCGACAUCCCCGAGAGCCCGCCGCCCCUCCCCGAGAAGAAGAGCCGACACAUCCUGCAGUACAUGCAGUUCGUAGAGGACUACUCGGAGCCGCAGCCGUCCGUCUUCUACCAGACGCCCCAGAACGAGAGCAUCUACGAGCAGCGCAACAAGCGCUUCCAGGAGGUAUACGGCUUCAACGACUCCUUCAGCAGCAGCGACUCUGUGCACGAGCCCCUGCCACCUCCCGCCCUGCCGCCCAAGCAGAGGCAGCUGGCCUCGCACUCUGCUUCCCCUUCCUCCUCCUCUUCCUCCUCUCUCUCCUGCCACCUCCAGCACACGGCAGUGGCUCCGGAGGAGGCCAACGCUGCGCUCAGCCUCAGCCUGUCCGUCUCUAACUCCUUCCUGAGUGGCCACUCCUCCCUGACCACGCCCAUGAGCUCGGACCUUAUGGCGCCGGCCAACACCUGCCAAUCAGCCGAUCCAGGGGUUGUGGCCAAUGGUUCCCUGGACAGCUCUGGUGGUUCUCUCGCUGUCUGCCUUCCUUCUGAACCUUCUCUCGCUGACUCUCUUCAGCCCUCUGUGAGCGAGAGCGCUAACGACGAGGGCGGGGAGGGGGAGUACGUCAAUCUGUACUCGUCCAGCCAGGCCAACGGGAAGGUGCCGCUCUCCCUCGGAGAUCCCACGGGUGCUGCUGACGAUAUUCUCCAAGACCCCAGCACACAGGAACCCCCGUCCAACGGCAAGGAGUCCCUGAAUUCAGAAAGUAGAAGACAGAAGUCGACUGACUCGGGCCAGAGCGAGGAGGAAGUGGACGAGCUCUCCCUCAUCGACCACAAGGAGAUCAUGUACCGCAUAACGCUAAAGCAGGAGAACGACGACGGUCCCGAUGUUCGUGCCGGAUCAGGAGACAUUUUAUUAGUCCAUGCGACCGAGACGGAUCGCAAAGACCUUGUUUUAUACUGUGAGGCCUUCCUGACGACUUAUAGGACGUUUAUAACCCCCGAAGACCUUAUAAAGAAGCUGCACUAUCGAUAUACCAGGUUUUGUCACAGCCCCGACACGUUCAAGAAGCGAGUCAGCAAAAACACCUUCUUCGUACUGGUUCGUGUGGUGGACGAGCUGUGCCUCGUGGAGCUGACUGACGAUAUACUGAAGCAGCUGAUGGAUCUAGUUUUCCGACUCGUGUGUAACGGGGAGCUAAGUCUGGCCCGGGUCUUACGGAAGAACAUUCUGGACAAAGUGGAGCAGAAGAAGCAGCUGCGCUAUACCAACUGCCUGAAGCCGCUGGCUGCCCGUGGGGUGGCAGCAAGACCCGGCACUCUUCACGACUUCCGCAGUCACGAGAUCGCCGAUCAGCUCACUCUCCUGGACGCGGAGCUCUUCUAUAAGAUUGAGAUCCCCGAAGUGCUGCUGUGGGCAAAGGAACAGAAUGAGGAGAAGAGUCCCAAUCUGACGCAGUUCACAGAGCACUUUAACAACAUGUCCUAUUGGGUGCGCUCCAUAAUCAUUCAGCAGGAGAAGGCCCAGGACAGGGAGAAACUGCUUCUUAAGUUUAUCAAAAUUAUGAAGCAUUUAAGAAAGCUGAAUAAUUUUAACUCCUAUUUGGCGAUACUGUCAGCGUUAGAUUCUGCACCUAUUAGAAGACUGGAAUGGCAAAAACAGACUUCAGAGGGGUUAGAGGAGUACUGCACCUUGAUUGACAGCUCCUCCUCCUUCCGGGCAUAUCGAGCAGCACUGGCAGAUGUUGAACCUCCAUGCAUCCCAUACCUAGGGCUCAUCCUGCAGGAUUUAACCUUUGUCCAUCUGGGGAACCCAGACCUAAUAGAAGGAAAAGUCAACUUCUCCAAAAGAUGGCAGCAGUUCAACAUCCUGGACAGUAUGAGGCGCUUCCAGCAAGUACACUAUGAGCUGAAGCGCAAUGACGACAUCGUCUCCUUCUUCAAUGACUUCAGUGACCACCUGGCAGAGGAGGCUCUCUGGGAGCUGUCUUUGAAAAUCAAGCCAAGGAAUAUCACGAGACGCAAGACCGAGCGGGAGGAGAAGACCUAGGAGUGUGGAAACAUCUCGCUGCCUCAGAGGGCGACAGAGCAGAACUAGAAUAACACUUUGAGAGACAAAACAAAACAACAAACAAUCGCCUGAAUACGGAAAAGAAAAAAAAAACUGUGACGGCAGCUAAAGAACUGGGAAAUGUUGUGUCUGUUACAGUUUACAGAACUUUUUUAUUAUUAUUUGUUGGGAACUAUGGAACUCUGCCGUGUCUCAGCCUGAGCUUGGGCUGAGUUGGACGAAAGAUCAGCUCGGAGCACAAAAAGCAGGAGGCUACAGAGAGGAUUCGGUUAAACCGAUAAUUAUUAUUAUUAUUAUUAUUAUUUUUUACAUUACGUCCUAUCCAUUUCAAUGUGUGUGUGUGUGUGUGUCUUGUACAUUGCCAACCAUGUCUGGGAGUGACCUUCCUCCGCCUACUUGGGAAGCCAAGAUGUUUGCCUGUACAUGGAUGACUCCUCUAUCGUGACGUGCCAUCCUGAGACCCUGUCCCAUCCUCAUGGACUGUGGUUGUCUGACUGUGGACCCCCCCCCCCCAAUCUGAAAAUGAGGACGACUGUCCACUAGGGUUCUGGACAUAAAUGACAACCCUUGGUGAGGAUGGCAAUGAACCUGCGAGUGGAUGGAGACAUUGUCCUAGAAUAAACAUGUGACAGCCAAAUUUUGACAGUGGGUUUUGUUUGAAGCUUAAGUGUAUGGAUGAUUGUGUGUGUAGAUAUAUAUAUAUAUUUCUCCUUUUGUUCUUUAAAAGGGUUUCAAUUUGUAAGCAGUGGAUCUUACCUCCUUCCGAGUGCAAUAGAGAUGUGCACUUAAAAAAAAAAAAAAAAGGCCUAAACAAGAAAAUAGCAAAAUGCUGUGAUUCAUGUCAACAGGCAAAAAAGCAUUAUGGGGAGUAAAUGGUCAGGCAAUAAGUGUCAUGUUCCACAGCCCCACAGAGUCUGUUUGGAGAAGAUGCGUGAGGUGCCAACGAACUGAGCUAGGGCUCUGUGUUAUGGAUGAAUGUUUGCUGGACUCUGAUGUAAAGAGAGGGAAUUCCAUUUGAGGAGAACGCCUCUCAUCCUGUUUCAUAUGGUGUAGUACGUAAACUCCCAGUUACUCCUUAGGAAAUUCAGCUCUGCCUAUACACACAUCACACUGUGCAUUCUUGCAGUCGAAUAAAAUAUUCAGCAAUAUUUA